ACUGGGUACAACCGUUUAGCAAGUAGGACAUUUCUGAGUUUCGUAGUUCCGACUAGCACGUGAACGCUCCAUAACGUUCCUGCGCUCCGGAGAUUUUCAUUGGUCACGCCAUAUCGGGGGCAAGACUCUAGACCAGGAAUUCCUCAGCGCUUCUCAAAUUUCCUGAAAUCACAGACCUCUCGUUCGCCUCGGUUACCGAUACAUUCUGCGCCCACCUUCUGCCCGCAACAGACGUCUGAACAGAGCCGCUUUUCAAAAUGAUGUUGCAAAGUGUCCCUUUCCUCCUAUUGCUGGCCAUAGCGCUCUGUCAAACCGAGGAGGUGCAGAGUAAGAGUAAGGUGUGUGCCAAUGUGUUUUGUGGAGCAGGAAGAGAGUGUGUCGUCACUGAGAAGGGAGAGCCCAGCUGCUUGUGUAUAGAGAGCUGUAAGCCCCACAAGCGUUCAGUGUGUGGCAGUAACAGUAAGACGUACCGCAACCACUGUGAGCUCCACCGAGAUGCCUGUCUCACCGGCCUCAAGAUCCAGGUGGCUCAUGAUGGACACUGCCAGGAGAAGAAAGCAGAGCAAGCCGCUGCCAGCCCAGUGGUGUGUUACGUAGCAGACCGUAAUGAGUUGAGGCAUCGUGUGAUCCAGUGGCUGCAGACUGAGGUGGUCCCAGACGGCUGGUUUGUCAAGGGCUCCAACUUUACCGACAUCCUGCUCAAAUACUUCAAGAACUACGACAAUGGUGACUCCACGCUGGACUCCUCAGAGCUCCUCAAGUUCAUCCAACAUAAUGACUCCAACGUGGACAUGCAGUCAUACGCAGACCAGGAGAGCAACAAGCUGCUCAGAAGCCUAUGUGUGGACGCCCUGAUCGAGCUGUCAGAUGAGAACGCUGACUGGAAGCUUAGCUUCGAUGAGUUCCUCAACUGCCUGAAGCCCAGCUUCAACCCACCUGAGAAGAAGUGUGCCCUGGAGGAUGAGACCUAUGAAGAUGGGGCCGAGACACAGGUGGAGUGUAACCGCUGUGUGUGUGCCUGUGGCAACUGGGUCUGCACUGCCAUGACCUGUACUGACAAGACAGCGGUUGUCAAGGAGACCGCGGAGGCAGGGCAGGAGAUGACCGAGGAGGAAUGGAGUCUCCGUGUGACCGAGCUUAACAAGCAUCAGGAAACAGUGGAGAAGAUGAAGGCCAGCACAAAGGAGGCCUAAGAGGCCCAAAGAAGAAGGGCUUGAGAGAGAGAGAGACACUCUUCCUCUAUACUUGAUGUACCUUGAGGCCCUGUGCUUUUGCUGAAUUUACUCAUAUGUUAAUUAUUAGAGCUUUUUUACUGUCUUUUUGUUGAUGUUUGUUAGAUGCAGGGGCAGUCUAGAGUAUUAUUUUAGGAGUUCCUUGUGUUAAGUACUGUCUUUAUUUGUGAUUGUAUUACUGCACCCUGCACUAGGAAUGGGGCCAUUUUCUACUGUUACAUUUUUCUUCUUCUUCCUAUGUAUACAAUAUAGUUACAGUAUUCAUGGGUAUGGCUCUUGUUAGUAAAAUAGCAAGCGGUAAUUGUUUGGAAUGAGAAAGAUUAGAGAUAUUAGGAGUGAGCUGUCUUCAUCAAGGAAACAAAAUCCUCUUGAAAGUCCUUCAAGAUGUGUUAGAGAAGUGUAGAGCAAGACGAUGACAGUGUCCUAUUGUAGGGGAAGGUAGUGGGAUGUCAUACACUUGACUUUAAGCUUAUUUGCUUACAGAACUGCCAUGAUACUACUUGACCAAUGCACUUCACCCUCCGUGACUAGCAGCGUAGUUUCAGGCCUUAGUGAAUCAUCCCGUUUAGUUAGUACGCCCUGCUUUUUGACAAAUACACUUGCUCCUAUGUACAAUUUGUUAUAUGCUUGAGUUGGAGAUCAUAUGUGAUCACAAUGGCUCCUGUGCUGUAUUCAAUCAGCGCUCUCUGGUGCUUGUUUCAGAAACAUCGAAGCAAUAGUCAUCUAGAUGUGAAACGUUGAAUAUAGAAUGAAAGCAACAAGCACCAAGCACAGAGCUGAACUGAGUACAGCAGGGAGAGAACUGAAACCAAAGCCUGAUGAUGACUAUGAUGAUGAAAUGAUGUACGAACCCCUCCAGGUAAAGCAUUACUCUGGACCCAGCAACAACACUAUACCUGUGCUUAUCAAAGAUCAGUUAUAAGGAUUAGCCUUGCUGUCAGCUAACAUAACUUAGAUGCAUCUCUAACUCAGAGUGAAUGCGUCUGUCAGAUAAUGUGUGUGUGAUGAGGGAGUGUUUUUUGAGAGAGUGUGAGCUACUAGUGUGGCGGUGAGUGUCAUAUUUGUUUUAUGUUUUAUUUGUCAAAAUCCCACUCAUCCUGAGAAUUAUUUGUGGUUAAAUCAGUGCCUUUAACACCCAAACAUAGGCCUGCAGACACACACUGUCGAGGUCUUGUGUCCAGCAAGCUUUAAACCACAAUUGGAUUGGGCAAGACUAUAAUUGGCAGAAUUUUUAUAGUAACCUUAGAGCUAUGUGGUUUAGUCCUUGUUAAAUGUUUGUGUAAAAGUUCCAUAACUAGUUUGGUUAAUAACUUUUUAUUCUAAAAGGAAUGCAGAGUGUAUAAGGAGUAUAUAUGCCAAUAAAAGACAACCCAUACAGUACUA
Molecule: messenger RNA, 2615 nt
Organism: Salmo salar (Atlantic salmon)
Lineage: Eukaryota; Metazoa; Chordata; Actinopteri; Salmoniformes; Salmonidae
Product: follistatin-related protein 1
Biological process (GO): multicellular organism development; regulation of BMP signaling pathway; cell differentiation
Cellular component (GO): extracellular region
Molecular function (GO): calcium ion binding; protein binding
Source: RefSeq, a predicted model, not a curated record